Molecule: messenger RNA, 2366 nt
Organism: Puntigrus tetrazona (Sumatra barb)
Lineage: Eukaryota; Metazoa; Chordata; Actinopteri; Cypriniformes; Cyprinidae
Product: organic solute transporter subunit alpha
Exons: 7
Coding region: 712-1956 (414 amino acids)
Biological process (GO): transport
Molecular function (GO): transporter activity
Source: RefSeq, a predicted model, not a curated record
UGUUAUUGAAGAAAACUUUUCGGUAGCCUAAACUGUGUUCAGGUUAUUGGCCAAAGAGAGUUAAGCUCUUUGACGCCGCGUUACAUUUUAUUGAAAUUACUAGCACGUGCUUAUUAUACGUAAAUAAGUUGUUGUUGUUACUAUUAUUGUUUGGAAAUGCCCGAUUUGAAGGAAUCCUGCCCUCGUGUGCUCGACUUCCGGAUAGGACUCCAGUCCGGCUCUGGACCUCUAAUCAGUUGAUUUUAAAAUAAAAGUCCCUCGGUUAAACACACUCUUUUUUUAUCAAAUGCACAGACUUUCUAAGACACUCAUUUAAAGUUAUUAAAAAAAUGAUUUUUAUAAGUAAAUUGUUUUCUACACAUUUUAUUCCUUCAUUUUUAUUUUAGAAAUGUUUCCCAUGUAUUCCAAAAGAAGAGGUUUCUGAGAGAGUACAGACUUGUGGGAAGAUGGACUUGGCUCUCUACCUGUUACCCUACCUGUGUUUAAGUCAAUCAUUAAUAAGUGAGCUCAGAAAGGUACCCUUUAGGCAAUAGGAAGCCACCUUGGUAUAGAUUUGUCAAAAGCUAUUUAUGCAUAAAUGCCUAUUAAUCCAGCCAACUGUGGUUUGCAACUGAACUGAUAACAGAUAGGUGGAUAUUCACAAAGAUAUUCGUGGAUGUUCAAGGCUCAGAAAUUCUUGUGUUUCGUGUGUUUUUCUGAUUUCACCAAACAAUGGGGAAAGCGGACAACUGUACAUUAAUGGGAGGUGGGAUUCCUCUGUCAUCUGAGUUCUUUAAAGUGAUCAAGAAUGAUCUUUGGCUAUUCCUCCUUCCUGCUGUGUUUGCUGUGCUGCUUCUUGCUCUCUUCAUGGAGGAGAUCGGUUUCUUUCUGCGUUAUGUCCCCUCUCAGCGGCGUAGACGUCUCAGCCUUUGGAUCCUAGGAAUAUACCCAGUCUUUGGGAUGACAUCUAUCAUUGCGCUAUAUGUUCCACGCUCCUCAUCUCUAUGCAAUUUUAUUGCAUCUCUUUAUCACUCCAUUACACUCUUGAAGUUUAUGGGUCUUAUAAAAGACUUUUUUGGUGGAAAGACUCGUAUGCUGGAGAUGUUAGCAGGGGAGCAGGCCUCUCCAAACCCCUUCCCUUGCUGUUGCUGCUGCUGUCUUCCUCUCUUCAACAUCAACAAGACCAGUGUGGGCUGGAUGAUGGCCGCUGUUCUUCAGCUCUCUGUGGUCAGAACAGUCCUGUUCUUCCUCGCUCUUGUCCUCUGGACUGAUGAGCAAUACGACUAUGGGGAUGUGAAUUCAGUUAAUCUCAACAUGUAUGUCAAUGCCAUCAUUGCCAUAUCGACCUUUCUGUCGUUCUAUGGCUACCUGCUUUUUUAUAAAGCCACAAAAAAGGCUUUGCCUGGAUAUGGUCUUCGUGCCAAGUUUAUUUGCAUCAUUGUCAUCCUGGUCCUUUGUGGACUACAGAGUGGAAUUCUGGAGACCAUGGGUGCGCUGAAUGUCAUCCCCUGCACGCCUCCCUUCUCCGACCUGUUUCGAUCUCAAUUGAUCUACCACUAUUCUAUAAUUGUGGAGAUGUUCUGCAUCAGCCUCUUUGCACAUCACACAUUCCGGAAAGUUGAACCCUGUCAGGAUGAGGGUGAAGAAAUAGAAGUUGAUGUCAUAAGAGCUUUCAAUGAAAAGGCAAUUCAGACAGAAGAUGAGCUGCCAAUUGCUGUGCAGCUCUCCUCUCGAGAAGACGAUCCAUGCUAUUCUAACCCUGGAUACAAUAGUGACAGUGAAGACAGCCUCUGUAAAAUUGAACACGCACCACUGGACCGCUUCCCCUUCCCCAUACAGCACAGAAUGCAAACCGUGGCAAACACUGAAAAAGUGUGUACUAGACCACCUGAGGACUCCACGAGUGUGUACCGGCCGACAAUUACUGUCAGUGCUGAAAUUAACCAUGUUAACAAUGGUGAUGUUACUGUUGUAUAGAAUUUGCAUAGUCUUAUAAUUUAGUUUUUUUCUUUUCCAUUUUAUAUGUCUCUGACUCCACUGGGGCCAGGAAACUAAGGUAUUUAAAAAAAAAAAGUGCAGUGUAAUGAAAUGAAAAUCUCACCAGCAUAACAAGACUAUGUAUAAGACUGUAAUCUCUAUUAUAGUACCUUGAGUUUACCAUUUAAAUGUACGGUACAGUACAAUUUUAUGAAAUGCAGCCUACGCAAUAAAAUUUCCAAUAAUUUAUAAAGGCUAUGUUAAAAAAAGCAAUAUGAACAUAAGUGGUUAAAUUGUGGAUUUACAUUUGAAGCUAUAAAACCUAAAAAACAGGAUAGACUUAAAACUGAAUUGACUUUUUAAAUUUCAUUUGUUUCGUAAAAUUGUAAUAUUUUUGUUCUUCCAAGGUA